Molecule: messenger RNA, 5403 nt
Organism: Penicillium oxalicum
Lineage: Eukaryota; Fungi; Ascomycota; Eurotiomycetes; Eurotiales; Aspergillaceae
Gene: tpcC
Product: non-reducing polyketide synthase tpcC
Exons: 3
Coding region: 1-5403 (1800 amino acids)
Biological process (GO): fatty acid biosynthetic process; secondary metabolite biosynthetic process
Molecular function (GO): fatty acid synthase activity; phosphopantetheine binding
Source: RefSeq, a predicted model, not a curated record
AUGUCGGCGGCCUCCUCAUCAUCUUCGACAGCCUCAUUUGGCAUGGUAACCUAUACUCCCUCGGUAGAGUCCCAGGACCUACCAAAACUCAAAACCCUUUACUUCAGCAACGAGUUUCCCACAGAUGACCUUUCGACAAUUCUACGCCGGUUACACAAACAAAGCAAGCACUGCAGUCAUUCCAUCUUGGCUCGUUUCUUGCACGAGGCCACAAGGGUGCUACGAAAUGAAGUCAGCCAGCUACGCUCGGAACUGGCGCAGCUUGUUCCUGCUUUCGAGUCCGUGACGACUUUGGCUAGUGAAACAAAGCUACGCAAGGGACCGCUUUCUCAGUCAAUUGAUGGAGUGUUACUUUGUGUGCUCCAGCUGGGAACUUACAUUGGGCACUGUGAGCUAUAUCCGGAGGACCAGGCAAUCGGACCCAACAGUCUAAUGACUGGCUUGGGAUUGGGUUUACUGGUCUCAACGGCCGUUUCCGUCUCAGCAUCCCUGGAGGAUGUAGUCGCGGCUGGCGGGGAAGUCCUGCGCAUUGCCUUUCGCCUCGGUGUUUUUGUGGCCGACGUGUCGCAGAACCUCGAAGCCAUUGAUGUCGAGUCUCCCGAUUCAUGGGCAUACGUCGUCCAUGGAAUAACCGUCGACAAAGCCCAGAAAGAGCUGGACAAUAUCCAAGAAAAGGAGCGGACCCCAUCAGCGAGUAAGAUCUUUGUCAGUGCCAUCAGCGAAACCUCGGUCACUGUUAGCGGCCCCCCAUCUCGACUCAAGGCCCUCUUCCGCAACUAUGCCUCGUUUCGGGAUCGCAAAUUUGCGCACCUCCCGGUUUACGGGGGACUGUGUCACGCGGCUCACAUCUAUACACGUGAAGAUGCACGGGCAAUUGUCCGAUCUCCUUCGCUACCAGCGCGAUUCAAGCCCGUCGUACCCGUCAUGUCCACCAGCUCAGGUCAGCCAUUUUUAGCAUCCGGUGCUGCAGAUCUAUUUGAGCAGGUUAUAUUCGAAGUUAUGACCCAGCAAAUUGUGUGGGACAAUGUGAUUCGUGGUGUUGAAGAGCGGGUCACCAAGCUUGAUGUUCGCGAUGUCAACAUCAAGGUGUUCCGUCACUCCCUUCCUGCGCAACAGCUCUCCAGUGCGUUGAUGUCUGCCCUGACUGAUCGAGCUGUCGAAAUCGAUGAUCUUCUGAUGUGGAUUGGGACGGAUGUUGACCACGGGGAUUGCUCCCCUGGAAGCUCUAUGCAGUCGAAGAUCGCGAUUGUCGGCAUGUCCUGUCGCAUGCCCGGUGGUGCAACGGAUACAGAAAGGUUUUGGGAUCUUCUCGAAGCUGGCAUGGAUGUACACCGGAAAAUACCAGCCGAUCGCUUUGACGUUGACUCGCAUCACGAUCCUACCGGGAAGAGAAUGAACACCAGUCAUACCGCGUACGGGUGUUUCAUAGACGAGCCAGGCCUCUUCGACGCACCGUUCUUCAACAUGUCGCCCCGUGAAGCGGAACAGACCGACCCCAUGCAGCGCUUGGCCAUCGUCACAGCCUAUGAAGCCCUGGAGCGAGCCGGAUAUGUGGCCAAUCGCACGCCUGCGACAAACUUGAACCGCAUCGGUACCUGGUACGGCCAGGCUAGUGAUGACUAUCGUGAGGUCAACACGAGUCAAGAGAUCAGCACGUACUUCAUCCCCGGUGGAUGUCGUGCCUUUGGUCCUGGGCGCAUCAACUACUUCUUCAAGUUCGCAGGUCCCAGUUUCAACUGUGACACGGCUUGCUCGUCGAGCCUCGCUGCGAUCCAGGCGGCUUGCACUGCACUUUGGGCCGGCGACGUCGAUACUGUCGUCGCAGGGGGUCUAAACGUGCUCACCAACUCGGAUGCGUUUGCGGGUCUCUGCAAUGGCCAUUUCCUUAGCAAGACUCCUAAUGCGUGCAAGACUUGGGACUGCACUGCUGAUGGUUACUGUCGCGCUGAUGGUGUCGGGUCGAUUGUAAUGAAGCGACUGGAGGAUGCAUUAGCCGAUAACGACAAUGUCCUCGGCGUCAUUCCCGCUGCAGCGACUAACCACUCGGCCAAUGCGGUAUCCAUCACACAUCCUCAUGCCGGCCACCAGUCCGAUCUGUAUCGGCAGGUAAUGGCACGGGCAUGCAUUGACCCGCUAGAUGUCAGCUACGUGGAGUUCCACGGAACAGGCACACAGGCCGGCGAUGCCGAAGAAAUGGAGUCCAUUACCAAUGUGUUUGCCCCCAUUAAAGGCAAAAGAAGAACCUCCAAGCAGCCACUUCACAUCGGUGCAGUCAAGGCAAACGUCGGUCACGGAGAAGCUGCCGCGGGUGUGACUGCGCUAUUAAAAGUCCUGCUGAUGCUGCAAAAAGAAGCAAUCCCACCCCAUGUUGGCAUCAAAACGGAAAUCAACCCGGGCUUUCCUCAAGAUAUGAGCAAGCGCAACUUGAACAUUCCAUUUGAGACCACCGCAUGGGCUAGGGCCCCAGAGAGAAAGCGUAUUGCGGUGGUGAAUAAUUUCAGUGCCGCUGGCGGUAAUACGACGCUGGUGCUGGAGGAGGGCCCAAUUCGAGAGAGACUUGGAUCCGAUCCUCGACCCAGUCAUGUUUUUACAGUCUCUGCAAAGAGCAAAGUCUCCCUCAAGGGUAAUCUUCAGCGGCUAAUCGCCUAUCUUGACAAGAAUGCCGAUGUGUCUAUGGCGGACCUGGCUUACUCACUUACAGUCAGACGGUAUCACCACAAUCAUCGGGUGGCUUUUAACGCUACAGGCGUGAGUGGCUUGAAACAACAGCUUAUUUCCGAAUUGGAACGCGUCGAUUCUAUGAGGCCGAUUCCUACCACUGGAGCACCGCCUGUCGCGUUUGUCUUUACCGGGCAGGGAGCCGCUGACAAGUCGAUGAACUUGCAGCUGUACCACCACUCCCCAUUCUUCCGAGCCCAGCUCCAUACCCUUGACCGUCUGGGUCAACAACAUGGUUUUCCCUCCUUCAUCCAAGCCGUUGAUGGGAGUUUCCCUAAGGAUCAUGCCUGGUCGCCCGUCGUCACUCAGGUGGCUCAUACCAGUGUUGAGAUUGCCUUGGCCAAAUACUGGGAGACCUUGGGAAUCAAGCCCGAGGUCGUCGCCGGACACAGUCUGGGCGAGUACGCGGCAUUCGUCAUUGCUGGUGUCCUCUCCGCAAGCGACGCCAUCUUUUUGGUGGGGACCCGGGCUCAGAUGUUAGAGUCCCUGUGCACGCCCGGAACACACAAGAUGAUGGCUGUCAAAGCGUCGCGUCGCGAGAUUGAGGAUGCUGUCAAGGACCUCCCAUAUGAUCUCGCAUGCGUGAAUGGACCCAAGGAGACAGUUCUUUCAGGGACCAUCGAGCAGAUGGAAGCCGUUUCUGUCCCUCUGAAAGAAAAGGGCUAUCGAGUCAUCUUCCUUGAUGUCCCAUUUGCGUUCCACUCCGCUCAAACUGAUCCUAUCCUGGACCUAUUCGAGGAGACUGUCCGAAAAAGCGUCAUCUUCCGACCACCAACGCUGCCCAUUGUCUCUCCCUUACUCGGCAAAGUCAUCUUUGAUGAAAAGUCCCUGAACGCUGCGUAUCUGAGUCGAGCGACGCGCGGAACCGUUGAUUUCUUGUCAGCCAUGCAUAACGCACAGGAGACAUCAAUUGUCGACAAGGAUACUGUCUGGGUUGAGAUCGGGCCUCACCCGGUCUGUGUGGCAUUUGUCAAAGCUAGCUUCGACCCUCCACCUGUGACGGUAGGCUCUUUCCGCCGUGGGGAGGACAAUUGGACGAGUCUUGCAACGAGUUUGGGACAGCUUCACACUGCGGGAUUGCAGGUACGCUGGGAUGAAUUCCACCGGCCUUUUGAGCCGUCGCUUCGUCUUCUGGAUCUACCUACCUACAGCUGGAAUGAUAAAACAUACUGGAUUAAGUACCGUGGCGAUUGGGCGCUCACCAAGGGCAAUACAUUUUAUGACGCUGAGAAGAAGGUCAAGCGACCGGCAGUGGCCGACCCCGUGUCGAGUCUCAGCACCACCACUGUUCAGCAGAUCAUCGAGGAGACCUUCACUGGAACGUCUGGCAAGGUGGUCAUGCAGUCAGAUCUGAUGCGGCCGGAUCUUCUGGCUGCUGCGUACGGCCAUAAGAUGAACAACUGUGGUGUCGUCACAUCCUCCAUCCAUGGCGACAUCGUUUACACUCUCGGUGAAUACCUCUACAAGAAGCUCAUCCCGACGGCCAAGGCUGUGCAUGUCAACAUUACCGACCUGAAGGUGACCAAGGGCCUUGUAGCUCAAAGCAACACCGCGGUGCCGCAAUACUUCCGUGUGACCGCGACAACUGCCGACAUUCACGCUGGGGCAGCUGACUUUGUCUGGGAAAAUGUCUCCAAUGAAAGCGGCACGUUGGAAAUUUUCGCCACUUGCCGUGUAGUAUACGGCGAUGCUGACGCCUGGCUCUCUUCAUGGAACCCUCUUGCGCAUCUCGUGCAAGGCCGCAUCGAAGCCCUCGAGAACCUUGCCACGGAGGGGAUCGCCAAUCGCUUUUCGCACAAGAUGGCGUACACCCUCUUCGGCAACAACCUUGUGGAGUAUGCAGACAAGUACCGGGGUAUGCAAGCGGUUGUGAUGCACGAAUUCGAGGCCUUCGCCGAUGUCACUCUCCAGCACGUGUCUGGCGGUGGGAGCUAUACUGUGCCCCCGUACUUUAUCGACAGCGUGGCUCAUCUCGCCGGGUUCAUCAUGAAUGUUUCCGACGCAAGUGACACGGCUAACACAUUUUGUGUGACCCCAGGAUGGGACAGUAUGCGCUUCGCGCGGCCAUUGAUCUCAGGUCAGAAGUACCGGUCUUACGUUAAGAUGAUACCAACCGAGGACGAUCCGUCCGUGUACCUCGGGGAUGUGUAUAUCCUCCAAGAUAAGGUCAUUGUAGGAAUGGUUGGAGGUAUCCAGUUCCGUCGCUAUCCACGCAUCCUCAUGAACCGGUUCUUUGCCGCGCCUGACUCGUCGAUCGCCAAGUCAUACGCUGCCGCCGCUGUGUCUGCACCGGCGGCGCCCGCUCCUGUUGUCUCUCAACCGAAGCUUGCAGUGGUAGAAGAAGUAACUCCGCAGGUCCUUCCGUCUGCAUCGCUCCCUGCCCCCCCAUCAGAACCCGCGGUGGCGCCCGUGGCUACUGCCUCAGCUUCCGCUGCUGGCCCUGGUGUUGACUCCGACAGCACAUCCGGCAAGGCCCUGGUCUUGAUUGCUAAAGAAGCCGGUCUCCAGCUUUCCGAUCUCACCGACGAUGCCGCAUUUUCCAGCUUGGGGGUAGAUAGCCUGAUGAGUCUGGUCAUCGCCGAGAAGUUCCGUGAGGAACUGGGGAUUGUCGUAGCGGGGAGUCUAUUCUUGGAGUAUCCUACGAUCGGGGCGUUGAGAUCGUGGUUGGAAGAGUAUUAUAGUUAG